Molecule: messenger RNA, 879 nt
Organism: Penicillium angulare
Lineage: Eukaryota; Fungi; Ascomycota; Eurotiomycetes; Eurotiales; Aspergillaceae
Product: HPP family protein
Exons: 2
Coding region: 1-879 (292 amino acids)
Source: RefSeq, a predicted model, not a curated record
AUGACUGCUUCGGCACAUCGACCUGGGGUUCUCGCCCGGGUUAAUGAAUGGAAUUUUGAUAUCGAUCAAUACUUGAACCUAAUAAUUCCGGCUCCCCGAUGGCACUUGGUACCUCGACCCAUCGCGCAUUUUCUAGGGUAUCGAGAUAAAGCACCCAGCCCACGAGGGAACAUCGUCAUUGCCUUUUGGGGCAUGGUGGGUGCAUUCUGCGGUGUGGCUCUGGUAGCUUCCGUUUCUGAGCGUGUGCCUUCUUUCGAGGCUCGUGAUGCCCCAGCUAUUAUUGGCAGUUUUGGCGCAGCAUCUGUGCUACAAUUCGGAGCCAUCGACUCGCCGCUUUCCCAACCACGAAAUGCUUUCUUUAGUCAGAUGAUCGCUUGUUUGGUCGGUGUCGGGAUCUCGAAGCUUUUCGCCUUGAACCCCAAUGCGGAGAAUUAUACUUCCCUUGGAGGCGCUUUGUCUUGUGGAGUGACGACUUUGAUUAUGUAUCUCACUAAUACUGUACACCCGCCGGCGGGUGCGACUGCUCUUCUCGCUGUCACAAAUUCUCAAACCGUUGGGCUGGGCUGGUUCCUUUUCCCCGUCAUGAUUCUGGGGAUCACUUUGAUGCAGACGACGGCUCUGAUCAUUAAUAAUAUCCAACGACGAUAUCCUCUUUAUUGGUGGACACCACGGUCGCUUUCACGGUCGCAACGAGCUGAUAUCGAGAGGUACGGUCAAGAACGCGAGAAGGAAAGGCCUGACUUUCCUAGCCAUUCGGAAGACAGUUUGGAUGAACCUCGACAGCUUGUGGUGGGACGGGGAGGCAUACUGGUUCCUGCUGGUGUUUACUUAACUGCACAUGAGCGCACAUUCCUGGAGAAGAUUCAAGAGCGUAUAUAA